GGGGCGAUUUCCCGCGUAAUUAACGGGUGCCGCUGCCGCCGCCACCGUCGAGAGGAGAGCGCCGAGCGCCGAUACCGACACCGCCGCCACCGCCGCCGCCGCUGCCGCAAGAGUCCCUCGCUCUCUACCACCACACGUCUGUUCGCUCCCUCCCGACAUGGCCUCGGGUGUGGCGGUGAGUGAUGACGUCAUCAGAGUCUUCAAUGACAUGAAGGUGCGCAAGGCAUCUUCAGCUGAGGAAGUGAAGAAGCGCAAGAAAGCGGUGCUCUUCUGCCUGAGUCCUGACAAGCGGCAGAUCAUUGUGGAGCCGGCCAAGGAGAUCCUGGUGGGCGACAUUGGUCAGUCGGUCGAUGACCCAUAUGGCGCCUUUGUCAAGCUGUUGCCACCCAACGAUUGUCGCUACGCUCUCUAUGACGCCACUUACGAGACGAACGAGAGCAAGAAAGAGGAUCUUGUCUUCGUCUUCUGGGCGCCUGAUAGUGCACCACUCAAGAGCAAGAUGAUUUAUGCCAGCUCCAAGGAUGCCAUAAAGAAAAAGUUCACAGGCAUCAAGCAUGAAUGGCAGGUGAAUGGCAUGGAAGACAUCGGGGACCGCUUGACACUGGCUGAAAAGUUGGGUGGAAAUAUUGUGGUCACCCUGGAAGGCAAGCCCCUGUAGGUGUCGCCCUGGAAGGAAUACACUCCCACCUGUACUGAGCAGGCCAGCAUGGGGGAAUGAGCACUGCACAACCAGCGUUUACCUCCAGAGACCAUGGCCAUGUGCAGCUUCCACUGAAGCCAACUCCACGACAAUAAGCAAUUUGAAAAUACAAAUGGAGUGGUUGUCCAAUUAAAUUGCCCUUCAUAGUGUUCAAAAGCAUUGCAUAUUGCUUAUUUUAUUGUUGCAAUGCCACGCAUGCAUUUUAGCCAUGUUCUAAUUUACACAUGUAAAUUGGAUAUCUAACAGGGAGUUCCUGCAAUCUGCGGUUCUUACAUUGCUUAAUGUGGCAGAAGUGGAGUUGGAAUUGUCUGUCUCUGGGGGUAUAUCAUUUUCUCUUGACUGGUUUCUCUAAGGAAAGUUCCAGCAAGAAUGCCACUAGUAGCCAAGUGGAAGAUGGAACUAAAGCCCACUUUUUUUUUGUUAUUUUUUGCAUUCACAACAAUGUGGUUGGGGGGGGGGGAUAAGUGCGAUAAGAUAGUGGCUACGGUGAGAUAUAUGUUUUGUUAUUUAUUAUUUGUUGGUUUGUGGAUGGCCUUCAAAAUGCCAGCUUUUAUUUUGCCUGUCUGUGGAAAACCCCUCUGUUCCCUUCUUUGCUUCACCUGCCCACAUCCCCCUCCUUUCAACUGACCAGUUUAUUUUGCUGUAAUGAUCGCUGUUGGUAUUUUUCAACUUGGUAUAAGGUCUUUUAGCUUUCAACAUUUGAUUCGAGUUAUUUUAACACUACAGACAUGAGCUUGUAGAGAGUCCUUUGAAUGUGAGCUUUACAAUUUGAAGAAGCUUAAAUGCAGGAAUGGUCAAGUAAAAUAAUUGGCACCUGCACGUAUGAAAUUCUGCAUCUCUUUUACUGACUGUGGUGUCCAAGAGCAGGGGAAUUAGUUCAGUCAGCCAUCAAGCCUCUCCUGCAGGCUUGCACUUAAUUAUUUAAUGACAUUUUAAUUUUGCCUUUCCAGCAUCUCUUUCGUGUGUUCCUAAUCUCUCAAUGGUACUUGCAACCGCAGCAAUCUUGCCCUCUUAUAUUUGUGCACAUGUGAACAACACUAACUUUGUCAAACUUCUGACAGCAAUUUAAUUCACUUAUGAACUUAUAACAUUGCAGCUGACUUACUCAAUCUAUCCAGAAGUCACCAAAUGAUAUUUCAACUGAUUCCAAGAACACAGGAUGAGAUCUUAAAAAGAACCUGCACACACAAUUGCUUCAGGUGUCACCACAUCUAUAUACAAAUCACCAAACUGCUGUUAUAUUUCAUGUGUGGUUUUGGAACGGUAAUGUGGGUCUUGUUUCGCUUGUAUAAAGCUUAGUUCACAUUUAUAUAGGGUUGUGCCAGUUAAUCUAAUUCAUACUCCAUUUUUUGAAAUCAAAUAUUUAAGCCAAUAGGGGAUGUGUGGUGCAGUCAACGGUUUAGGUUGGUGACAACGACUUAGCUCAUCCAACCAGUUUUUUCCUAAAAAGGUACCCUACACCACUGGUUUUCUGCUCACCCCCUACACAGCAAUCUGAAAUUUAUAAUGAGACCAGUGCAAUCAUUUAAGUCGGUGUCAAAUGCUUUGCACAAGUGUAUGUAUGCAAGUUAAGACUAAGCAAAUGGCUGCCGUCAGCCACAAGGUUUGACUGAUGGGAAAAACAUUUGUAUGGGGCGGAGCUUUAGCAAGUGAGAGGUGAUGCUGAAAGCAUCUGACAUGGUGUACUCUGCAGUUGCUAUGAGCAGGAUUGUAGCCAUUGAAUGUCCUAAAUUUCUACUCGAUACAAAUUGCUCAGUUUGACCUUGGGAGGGCUUAUUUAUUGUGCCAAAACUUUUGAAAUUUUACACUUGCUUCCAAAUAUUUUGUUUUUGUAGUAGUAAAAUAUCAGAAACCACAAUGUGUAUGCAACAGUAAAGUGUUUAUUUUAGUAAAACUUGCUAUAUUGUACAGCUAGGUAUUGUCACUGUGGGGGUUAGGUACUUUUUGAGCAUUUAGAAGAAAAUAGUUCACAUAUAUAAAUCUGCAAUAUUGAAUUUCGAAGGAUUUGCACUGAACUGGGCAAAGAAGGUAAAGCUAUAUCCCUACAGGGUCCGUUUCAGUUGUUAGGACCUUUCAUCAGGUUUUAAACGGCUGUUUCGUAAUAGUUAAAUCACUCUUAGUCCUGUGUCACAUCAUCCUUUUGAGAGCAAAGCCUGUUUACAAUGCCUUGGUGAAAAAUGCAUUGCUCUUUACUGUUUGGUUGUUACUUUUGAUCAGCUGUUGAAUGUUCUGCACCACGCGGUAUCAACUUGUAAUACAUCUGCUAAUAUUGACAACUGGGUGAUACAAUUUCGAUGGGAGGGGUGCUCUAUGAUUUAGAGCAAAUCAUCCAUGCCACUGAGGUCUUGUAAACCAUCCCAGUAAGGGAUCAGGUGGUUAUGUCACGCAGCAUGCCAAUGUGUGUACAUCACUUGUCAAAUUUAGCUACACUCCACUUAAAACAUAAAAAAAUGUGGCAUAUUUUGGGCACGUGCAAGUUAGAUUAAAACUGCAUACCUAGACAUCAGAUAAUCAAUUUAUCACUGAUGGUAUAAACUGUGGGCUCAAUGCAAUUAAUUCAUGCUAAUUAUAAAUUCAAGGUGUCAUGGAUGUAGUGUUUUUUUGUUGCCAUAAAAUUUAAUUAAUACAGUAAACGUGACAGCAUUUGUAUCAAAAUAAAUAUUAGGCUUCACAAAGCCGCUGCUGUCAGUGUAGUGGUGCACUAAUGCAAAGAUAAUUCAUGCUUUUCAUGGGUUGGAAUAUUGAACAAAUCUAGACAAACGGCUUGUUCUUCAAAAAUAUUUUAAUUUUCAGAAUAAACAUUGGCAGACAAUCCAGCAAAAUAAACGAACUUUGUGCUUUAUUUGCUUUAUAUGAAUGGAAACCCAAUUUGGUUUUGGCUGUUGAUCCAGAAAACAUACAUCAAUCCAGUGUUAAACUUGAUGACUGGAUCCAUCAAAGUUAACAUUUCAUGUGUAUUGGUCUUUAUAUGCAAAUUAGGUUCCUGGUCGUUGCUAAUCAUUACAUGCAUGCCAUUUAAUUUAGUGGUGAUGGAAACUGGUGGUUAACUAGGAGGUAUGCAGAAGUCUAUAUGACCUUUAAUACUAUGAUGAAAUGUACAUUGACAUGUGGAAGUGAUGACAUUUACUCCAACUGGAGAUGUGUGCAUGUGAGGUGUAGUUUAGAGGUGGGAGGGUGAGUGGGCAGUGAGCAAUUUGAAUUGCUCGUCACUAAUCCUGGUCAAUACAUUAAUCAACCACUCAAUUUUACAGAACAUUUAUUGCAUUAACUGAAAGUGGUAACCUGUUCCCGACUGCAUAGUGCUGCACUUUGUCAAAGAUGGAAAAAAUUAAGUGUAAAUGUAUCCUUGGAUACACGAGGUGAGAGUUGAACGCACGUUGAAAGGGCAGCACUCGGCAGAGAGUGAAAGCACUUAAAAAAAUUGAGCCCAUCUGAUGUGGUUUUCAUCCAGUCUCUUAACACUAUAUAAAACGUCCACCCCAACUAGCCAUGAACACUUUCGAUUUGCUUUAAGGAAGAAAAAAAAGUACUGUAAUGCACUGUCCUUGCUUUGCGUUGCUAAUUCUGUUGCUGCUCGAUUGGCAAGGGACUAGAGUUUUAAAAACAUUGCAAUUCUAUGCCAACAGAAUUACAACAUACCGUGGUAAUCAGGAAUUAAACUCGUAUAACGCUGUCCAUAUGUCAUGUCAAAUUAUAUACAACAAAAAGACAGGUUGAGUCCAUUUGUAAUUAUCCCAUGGGAUUAUCUCCAUCAAAAAGUAUGCAGUUAAUGGGAUGGGGUUUUUAUGGCAUUUAAGCAAGAUGUAGCCCUUGUGCUUUCAAUUCCGGUUUUUAGAACACAUCUGGUUUGUGUAGCAGCCCUGCUGGUGUAGUGCACAUAAUGCCAUGUGCAAAGCCUUAGUGCAAAGACUAGUGAUGCAAUUAGAAAAAAAGGGAACAGCUUUGUGUACACAAAUGUUUUUCCUGAGUGAACAAAUUAAAUUACAUGCAAAGUG
Messenger RNA from Lethenteron reissneri (Far Eastern brook lamprey), 4695 nucleotides. Its product is annotated as cofilin-2-like. Gene Ontology annotation, cellular component: actin cytoskeleton. Gene Ontology annotation, biological process: actin filament depolymerization. Lineage: Eukaryota; Metazoa; Chordata; Hyperoartia; Petromyzontiformes; Petromyzontidae. Gene Ontology annotation, molecular function: actin binding. The record is from RefSeq and is a predicted model, not a curated record.